AUGCUCUGCUUACACUUGUCGGUGGCCGGGUCCCGGGGAACUGCUGCCAACCGGACUCUCCCUGCCCAUGGCACCGGGCACAGAACGGCGGCGCUAGGACGAAUGAGCAGCCCGAGUCGCCGUACACUGAGCGGCGGAGACCCGGCGGAGCGCUCGGAAACUCCCGGGGCGGACAGGGAGCGAGCGCCGAUGAGGAGAGAGGGAGAUUCUCGCCGGAUUAACGCCGGCGGGGCGGAAACUCGGGCGGGAGAGUCCCCCGCCGACUUUUCCGGCUAUGAGACCGCCGUGGGUUCGGAAAUUUACGAAAGUUUCAGCGACAGCGACAAAGUGGGGUCCGCCGGACAGGCGGCUGCGUUACGCCUUUCCUCUGGUUCGCAACUGGAGCGUAAGGUCGGCGGAGAGAGGCUGGACGGAAAGCCGGGCGGAGGGGAGGGUGACUACGCCGAAGUGUGGUCGGAAUUGGCGGCGGGAGGUGGCGACGAGCUGCAUUUUAUUAGCACCCACCAGAUCCAGCUGUAUGAGCUGGACCAUGACGGCUGUGAAUUUGCGCUGGGAUCUUCCUGUGCGCUGGAGGAGAGCAGCGCCGUGUAUUCCUUGGUGGGCAGUAGUUCCCCGGAGAGCGACGCCUCGGAGGAAGGCUCCGUGACCCCUCAGGCUCCAAGUUACGCCGAAGAAGCGCCGCCGGAGGAAGCGCCGGGCCAGGAAUCGGCGAGAGCCGGAGAUGCCGCGGGGCAGGGGCGCACUGCCAUCUCCGGCGGGCCCAUCCACUUGUCGAUCCGGGCCAGUUCGCGGGCGGUGGGCGAGGAGCGGCAAGCUUGCGCCGAUGGAGGCUGGCGAGGGGAUGGCGGCGCACGGAGAGCGGGGGUACCGGCGGAGAGAGCGGGAGCGGCGGAGCGCAGCCGCUGUAGUUCCAGCGCAGUGAGCGAACUGGACGAGGCGGAUAAGGAAGUUCGCAGCUUAACCGCCCGGAGUUUCCGUAGCCUCGCGUGUGGGGGCGAUGAGUAUCUGGACACUUACUGCGCCGGUAAUAGAUCAACCGAUUUGUCAUCGUUGUCAGAGGGAAGUAUCGGGUGUAGCCGCUGGGCACAGUAUGUCGAUGCACAUUGUCGCAAAUCAAUGGGAUUGACGGAUCGCAGCGAAUUUCCUGCCGAGUCAGCAAACCGGAGCGUUAGUGCCCCGGGUCAAGACACCGUGAGCCGCAAUGGGCUAGAGGGAGGUCCAGGGGAACGAUCCCCGGAGGGAGAGGGGCCGCAACCCGCCAGCGCCACGCAGGAAAACUCGGCGCAGUGCUCGGCCAGCCAAGGGCGGAGCGGAGAAGCGGCGCAACUCGGCUCCAGGGUCAUCACGUUAACGGAGACCGUGAAGCUCAGCUACGACCCAGAGGAGCGGCAGCGUCAGCUCCGGGGAAAUUCGGGCGCCGAUAGCCCGAGCGAAGAGUCGGCGGCCGGGGGAGGCGGCCAGGAACGGCGCAGGAGCGGCGCAGAGAUGGCGAGGCCGCAGCGCAAGUCGAAGCUGGCGUCUAGCUUGCUGCAGAACAUCAUCUGGAAGCGAAUGCAGUUCGAGCAGGAGCUCCGUAUGGAGCGGGGGGAGAUCAGCGACACCUCUUCCCCGGGGCGCUGGAGCCCUCCACCUGAGGCACCCCGAGCACCGGAGCCAGGCCAUUCAGCCCGAGGGAACCCGUUCGCCAGCCAGCGCAGUGCUUUCCGGGCCUGGGCAGACGGAGCCGAUCAUUCCGCCAAAGCGGGGCAGAGCAUCCGAGCAGAAAUUGGAACGCAAGCCCAGGGCAAAGCCACCAAAAUGUCCCACCUCUUCGUGCCCGGGAUCCAGAGGGCACCGACUGGCACCGGACCCAGGAAAGCCGCCCCCCAACACCCCCAGGGCCGUCUGCCCCCUAAAGAGGCAGCGGAAGAUAAGAGCGUCGCCGUCCGCUCGCCAGAAAUCCGAAUCAAAGUGAGGAGCCGCUACAGCCCGGGACCGGAGGCGGGUCCUGAGGCUCGGUGCCAGGUGCUGUUGGCAGACGCUGGGCACGGGGUUGGGGGCAGGGCCAGGGCUCAGCAUUUCACCGUCAGGGACAUCCGCGACAACAUCCAGAGGAUCCAGGCUCCGCUCCACCGGGUCCGUGACGUGCGCAAACUUCUCAAGAGCUCCUAUCACAUCGUUACGGUGCAUGGUGGCACGGUGCCCCGGGAAGAGAGCGCACCGGCCCCUGCUAACCACACCAGCCCCUCUCUGCCCAUUGUCAUCAAGUGCCAGGCGGUGAGUAAAGGGCGGCUCCCCGGCAACUGGAAGUCCCACGACCGGCCCAGUGGCGGAGGCGGGAGCCCGGAGAACGCAGUGACCGACAGCCCGGUCCCACAAGCGGCAAGCCCCGAGCCCCCGGACACCGCAAUGAUCACCGGCUCCAGCUCGAUGCCCAGAACCCGUCUCCCCAUCACCGGCCCCGGGAGAGCGGCGGCGAGCCCUCCCGCCACUGGAGGGGCGGCCCCGGGACCGGACAAGGCGCUCGGUACCGGCUGCCCGGCCGAAGCGAGUAAGCGUCUGGCGCUGGAGAAGUUGACGGCGGCCGUGAAGAGUAUGGAGCAGCUGUACGUCUUCGACCGGAAUGAGUGGAAGCGCAAGACCGAUGCGGCUCCCGGUACCGGGGCUCUGGCCGGGAGUCACGUCUUGUCCUUAAUCGCCAGCGAAGAGGCAUCGAGCUCCGACCGGGAGGCACCGGCGGCCGCUCGGGCUCCCGAUCCCACUCGCAAAGCCGAACCGUCCGCUGCCGCUGGUGUCCCCAAGGCCCCCGGAGCCGCCAACAAGUGCACGGUCCCGCAGCUCUUCACCGUGGCCCCGGUGAGCCAAGCCGCCGCCGCCAGGAGAGAGUUCAAACCGGUGGCCGCUGUCAGAUCCCCGCCGGUACAGCCUGAAGUGCGCUCGGUACGGGCUCCCCGCCGCCCGUCGCUGGAGGAGACCGAGAAACCGGCGCAAAGUGCGGCGGACGGCAGGAGCGGCGCCCCGGCUCAGCCACAAGCCCCGCCGGCGGAGUUUGAGAACUACCUGACCAUCCCGAUCAAGCAGCCCCCUGCCCCAGCGCCUCCCGCCGCCUAUUCCGUGACCCCCGGCCGCCUACACAGCCCGAGCCCCAUACAGCAACGGGAACCGUCGCCCGCCACCAUUUACCACCAGCCUCCGUCCCAGAGACUCAGCAUCAAUCCUGCCGGGGUGCAGCCCCCAGAGCCGAUCAGCCAGGCCAAGUUGGUGGAGAGCCCUCCGGUACCGUGUUUCCCGGCCCCGCACACACAGCGCAAGAUGUUACUGGACCCCGCCACCGGCCAGUACUACCUGGUGGACACGCCGGUACAGCCGGCUCGCAAGCGGCUCUAUGACCCAGAGACCGGGCAGUAUGUCGAUGUACCCAUGACUCAACAGACCAUGGCACCAGUGUCCGUGCCCAUCUCGCCCAUUGCAAUCAACCCUGGCGCCUAUGGCACCACCUACAUGCUGUACCCUGGGUUUCUGCCCACGCCAGCCGUGCUGCCCCCUGUACAGGGCCAGCUGCCCCGGGCCGACAGCGAGUGCAAUGACACUGUGAAGCCCCCCAGUGCGAUCAGCCAGCCCGGGGAAGCCCAAUACGCGGAGAGCCCCUAUUACUUCCCAACUGGCAGGUCCCUGAAUCCCACACAGUCUCUGACCUCUCAGCAUAUAACCAGAGCUACCAAGGGCUUCCCAGACGGCAAACCAGUCAUCAGCAUCACCUCUCAGCCUGGGCCAAGAAUCAUAGCACCGCCGUCCUUUGACGGAACUACCAUGAGUUUUAUCGUGGAGCACAGAUGAAAGUCCUGGAAUACUGCGUGAGGAGACGCGACUGAAGAAUGUUGUAUGAAGACUGCUUUAUAAUGCAAAACAACUUCUUAAAACUUCCUUAGGAUUUUCCUGUUCUCAAAUGUAGUUGUGCGUGUUUAAUAUAAGUUCUUUACUGUUCAAAGAAACAAGCAACAUUUUUUUGGCAGCAUGUAUAAAUAUUUUAUGCCAGAACAUUCAAUGCCCUUUAAUUUUAACUACUGACAACACUAGAUGACUGUGCAUCUGCUCAUCAUUUCAAUAUUAAAGAUGAUAACUGGUUUGUCAUUGUACUGAACCUUGUGCAUGACAGCACUUUG
Molecule: messenger RNA, 4142 nt
Organism: Rhincodon typus (whale shark)
Lineage: Eukaryota; Metazoa; Chordata; Chondrichthyes; Orectolobiformes; Rhincodontidae
Exons: 2
Coding region: 1-3816 (1271 amino acids)
Source: RefSeq, a predicted model, not a curated record